This is a messenger RNA of Megachile rotundata (alfalfa leafcutting bee), 3629 nucleotides long. RefSeq lists its product as uncharacterized. NCBI's taxonomy places the organism in Eukaryota, Metazoa, Arthropoda, Insecta, Hymenoptera, Megachilidae. Gene Ontology annotation, molecular function: protein binding. The record is from RefSeq and is a predicted model, not a curated record.
GAAGGAAAAGUUGAAAUGUGUAUCGCGAUCACUUGCCAGUUGCUCGUGUUGCUGAUAAUAUCUUCGCGGGUAUUUUCAGCGGACAACCUAUGUUCCAGAACGGAGAAUUACACGGUCACGUCGAUGGAAACCUAUACGGAGCCGGUUGUCGUGAAUACGUUCACCUGGUGUCUAAAAAUCCCACCCAGGUGCCCGAAGACACGGACAGAAACGAGGCAACGAUAUCGCGUAAAGACAGAGUCGAAGACCAGGAGAGUGAUCGAGUGCUGCGAAGGCUACAAAACGAUCACGGCCAGUGACGGUACGACAGCCAUCAGAUGUUUACCGCUUUGCGAUAAAUGUCUCUCGGGAAUUUGCGUCUCUCCGAAUCGAUGUCAUUGUAAUCCUGGCUAUCACGGAGAUAACUGUGCAAUCGAGUGUCCGAGAGGCACGUGGGGCUUGCUGUGCAAAGAGAAAUGUAACUGCAUCGAGGACGUACCUUGCAAUCCCGUAAACGGACACUGUGCGUGUCCGCCAGGAUUACGUGGACGAACGUGUAACGAAUCGUGUCCAAACGAUCGUUAUGGCCCUGCAUGCGCGUUUUCAUGCGAAUGCAAGAAUUCAGCGAGCGGCUGUCACCCCGUAACGGGUCGGUGCAUCGAGGACGAUGCAUCGACGGUGAACGCCGACUACACGGACAAUCUAGACGAAUCUCCGAACUCGUCGGUCGCGGAUAAUCAGAGAGAAUCUUGGGAAAUUUCGCGUACGACGAAAACUCGGACAGAAGACGCGGACGGUUACCAGACACUCGCCACCACCGAUAAUCCUGGCAAAACGACCAGCCCGGAAGUAUCCGGCAACCUCUCGAGUUCGGGUCGAAUGAAAAUUAGGACACGCGAAGAGGGCAACUCGAGCACCACAAGGCCCGUGAUCGUUUUAGUUUCCGUACCGGAACGGAGAAGGAACAUCGAAAAAGACAGAGGAACGAAUAAUCCGUUCGUGGCUCGGGUUCGCGAUAACGUUGAUUCGCACGACGUUGUUCCGCCGAAAACGGACUACGUGAAGAACGUUCAUAAAGCAGGCGACGUCCAAGCAGCUCCGAUACCCCUGGACAUAGCCCUGAUCGUGAUAGCUUCGAUCGUAUCUUUGGGAUUGACCUCGGUAGCGGUAGUAAUGGUUCUCCACAUGCGUUCGAAGCUGCUCGAAGCGGCUAGAAUGUCGAUUUACGACGAAGCUAAAACCAAGAACCAAGAGAAUCCAAGCUCAACUAGGAUCUCGUCGAUAGCGAUGACUGCUCUUCCUCAGACUCCGAACGCGAGUCCCUUGUGCGCCUCCGCUUCGGAGCCCGGAACGAUAUUCCCGGUGCACGCUAUCGAUCCUUCGAGCAACUACGCCAACGGAACUGCCACGAUCGGCUUCCGAGCUUCCACGGAUCUACGCGAUUUUCUGCAAGACUGCUGUCAUUACGACCGGCCACCGUCCACGCGAAUUCGUCUUCAAAACGAUUUCGAAACGAACACGGAACACGUUUACGACGAAAUUCCGUUGCAAUCGAGCCCUCUGUAUGCUCGCAAGAACGCCGUCAAUGUUAUCGAGGACGAUAUGAUCGCGCGCCUACCCAAAAUAAGAAUCCAGUUGUUCGUUCGUGCUCGUUCAUUCAACAUGACUGGAUCGCUGAUCGUUUUCUGCCUCGUUUUAACGCUUUUCGCCGUAGACACUUUGGCGAUCGAAGGCGUGAAAGGUGGCCAUCGUCCUCAUCGACCGAAUCAACCUACCGGCUUCAACAGCACUGUUCAGGCAGGACUUUGUUACAAGAGGAUACCUUACGCGGAUGCGCUAGCGCUUAACUCCAGCGGACAGUUCCCUCGCAAUACUCUUCCUUCUACCAGCGAGGAUGAACCGACGAAUGGAUGGAUCACGAUUUUGGAUUGCUGCGACGGUUACGAGCGCAAUUUCACUUCCGGAGGCUGCGAACCUCGUUGCAUUCAAGGAUGUUUAGGUGGAAGAUGCACCGCACCGAACGUUUGCAGCUGUGCACCGGGUUGGUUCCCACAGGAAGGUGUUUGCAUGCCCUACUGCGAGAGACCCUGUCAAAGAGACGCUUACUGUUUCUCGCCGAACGUGUGCGCCUGUAAACUAGGCUACGACGAAGUAGACGGCGAGUGCAAGCCAAUUUGUCCAGGUGGUUGCAGAAACGGCGACUGCGUGGCGCCCCGAGUGUGCAGAUGUACGAUGGGAUACGUUCUUCGGGCGUCCCCUGAAAGCACCGGAAUCGAACCGAAAGAGUGCGUACCAGUCUGCGAGAACGGUUGCCGUAACGGACAGUGCACCGCUCCUGGUAUAUGCACUUGCAACGAAGGGUACGGCAAUCCUCCGAACGACAGGGAAUCCUGCGUUCCAAAGUGUCCAGCGGGAUGUAUCGAUGGCGAAUGCGUGGCUCCGGGUGUUUGCAAGUGUAAACCGGGAUUCAGCCUCGGCUCGAACAACAAGUGCAAUCCAGAAUGUCCGAAAGGUUGCGCGAACGGCGAGUGCGUGUUCCCGGGUGUUUGCCGAUGCAAACCAGGCUACACCACCGACUCUGGCAACAACUGCGUUCCAGAGUGUCGUCAAGGUUGCAUCAACGGCCAAUGCAUCGGUCCAGGUAUCUGCAAUUGUAAUCCGGGUUACGCGUUAGACGCGAGCAACAGGUGCAGCCCGGAUUGUCCCGAAGGAUGCGAAAACGGCGAAUGCGUCGGUCCAGGAGUGUGCAACUGCAAAUUAGGCUUCUCUCGCGACUCGAACGGCAAAUGCGCCCCUCUGGCUAGCUUAUCCAGCACCGCGUCCCAAUGUAGGUUCGGUUGCGGAACCAACGGUACAUGCGUAGGUCCUAAUCGAUGCGUUUGCGAUAUGGGCUUCCGCGUCGACCCGGACACCGGCAAAUGCAUCCCGGCGCCUAUGUCGUUCCAGUGCAGAAACGGUUGCGGCCCCCACGGCGUUUGCGUCGGUCCCGAUUACUGCAUCUGCGAUUACGGGAUGAGCCCCGAUCCGAUCACCGGAAGGUGCCCCGAACUACCGUCCCAACCUCAGCCGUCGGCCCACUGCGAAUUCGAUUGCGGACCAAACAGCAAAUGCGUGGGAACGAAUCGGUGCGCCUGUAAUCCUGGAUACGUCGCGGAACCGGCUACCGGUACCUGCGUCCCGCGUUUCACCUCGCAAAUCGGCGAAUCCGUUUGCGAGAUGCCUUGCAUCAACGGAGAGUGCGUCGCGCCGAAUCGGUGCAGCUGCAAACGCGGCUACGCGAUGGAUCCUAACGACGUUACGCGAUCUAGGUGCCUACCCGUGUGCAUCGGCGGCUGCGCGAACGGAGUCUGUACCGCACCGAACUUGUGCAUCUGCAAUCUUGGAUACAGGAAGGAAACAGGCGUUAAGGGCAGACAAAGAUGCGUUCCGAUCUAAACCCCCCCCCGUCCUAUCGCUUACCGAUUAGUAGACCUAUCUUCGUCGAUCAUCGAAGAAAGAAACUUUUAAUAAAUCCGUGACGAUUAUCUUAUAAACUCGUAAACUUGUAAACUCCGCUCGGGUUUCCCUAAAAAUUGUCGUGGAAAUUAUUUUCGAUAUUUUCGUUGUAAUUGUCGAUAAAUAAAGCGACGAACGAUCGGCGGUGAAACGAU